Messenger RNA from Sapajus apella (tufted capuchin), 1172 nucleotides. RefSeq names its product regulator of microtubule dynamics 1 (gene RMDN1). Gene Ontology annotation, molecular function: microtubule binding. The record is from RefSeq and is a predicted model, not a curated record. The coding region runs from base 279 to 1091 and encodes 270 amino acids. The transcript has 10 exons. NCBI's taxonomy places the organism in Eukaryota, Metazoa, Chordata, Mammalia, Primates, Cebidae. Gene Ontology annotation, cellular component: spindle microtubule; cytoplasm; mitotic spindle pole.
UGUGAACUGCGGAAGGACUCGGGGCCAGUGUGCCUGGGAGCGGCCAGACAGGUCCCUUCCCUUUUGCAGACUUCCGCUAUCCUAAACUGGGGCUGUCAGGGAAGGAGUGGGGUUUGCCCCCACGCGCCCCAGAAGCUGCCUCCUACCUGUCCUUCCUGUGCGAAACGUAGAACGGGACGGGAAAGAACCCUGACCGCUGUGAAAUUACUCUCUGUAGGCGAUGACAGAUACGGCCACAGCGCUUGAGGCUGCCCCUCUUUCAGACUUUGAAAAGUGUAAUGGGAAACCCAGGAACUUUCAAAAGAGGUCUUUUACUGUCAGCUUUGUCUUAUCUGGGUUUUGAAACUUACCAGAUUAUCUCUCAGGCUGCUGUGGUUCAUGCCACAGCCAAAGAUGAAGAAAUACUUGAACAAGCAGACUACCUGUAUGAAAGCGGAGAAACAGAAAAACUUUAUCAGUUGCUAGCCCAGUACAAGGAAAGUGAAGAUGCAGAGUUACUGUGGCGUUUGGCACGGGCAUCACGUGAUGUAGCUCAGCUUAGCAGAACUUCAGAAGAGGAGAAAAAGCUAUUGGUGUAUGAAGCCCUAGAGUAUGCAAAAAGAGCACUAGAAAAAAAUGAAUCAAAUUUUGCAGCUCAUAAGUGGUAUGCAAUCUGCCUUAGUGAUGUUGGAGAUUAUGAAGGCAUCAAGGUUAAAAUUGCAAAUGCGUACAUUAUCAAGGAGCAUUUUGAGAAAGCAAUUGAACUGAACCCUAAAGAUGCUACUUCAAUUCACCUUAUGGGUAUUUGGUGCUAUACAUUUGCUGAAAUGCCUUGGUAUCAAAGAAGAAUUGCUAAAAUGCUGUUUGCAUCUCCUCCUAGUUCCACCUAUGAGGAGGCCUUAGUCUACUUUCACAGGGCAGAACAAGUGGACCCAAACUUCUACAGCAAAAACUUACUUCUCUUAGGAAAGACAUACUUGAAACUACACAACAAAAAGCUUGCUGCUCUGUGGCUAACGAAAGCCAGGGACUAUCCAGCACACACAGAAGAGGAUAAACAGAUACAGACAGAAGCUGCUCAGUUGCUUACAAGUGUCAGUGACAAGAAUUGAGAACUUUUCAGAGAAGAUGUAUGAAAUAGCUAAUAAACACUGCCUUUUCGUUGAAUUAUAAAGUUCACAUAUGAAGCAUAA